ACCAGAGAGUCACUGCCGUGGACAACAGACAGAAACAGUAUGGCGUCAACGAGCCGUGGAGACUCUCUUCCCAAAGUGCAAUGCCCGAAUCACCCCGAUGCCCUGCUGGUGGAGGACUACAGGGCAGGAGACAUGAUCUGUCCUGAAUGUGGCCUUGUAGUAGGAGACCGUGUAAUUGAUGUGGGGUCAGAGUGGAGAACGUUCUCCAAUGAGAAGGCAACCAAAGAUCCGUCUCGUGUUGGCGAUGCUCAAAACCCUCUUCUCAAUGGAGGAGACCUCACUACCAUGAUCAGCAAGGGAACAGGUGCGGCAAGCUUUGAUGAGUUUGGAAAUUCCAAGUACCAGAAUCGGAGAACCAUGAGCAGCUCUGAUCGAGCCAUGCUCAAUGCCUUCAAAGAGAUCACCACCAUGGCUGACAGGAUCAACCUCCCCAGGAACAUUAUUGAUCGAACAAACAACUUGUUCAAACAGGUUUAUGAACAGAAGAGUCUGAAAGGCAGAAGUAAUGAUGCUAUUGCUUCAGCCUGCCUCUACAUCGCAUGCAGACAGGAGGGCGUCCCAAGAACAUUUAAAGAAAUCUGCGCAGUGUCUCGGAUCUCAAAGAAGGAGAUUGGUCGCUGCUUCAAGCUAAUCUUGAAGGCUCUGGAGACGAGUGUGGAUCUCAUCACAACUGGUGAUUUCAUGUCACGUUUCUGCUCCAACUUGGGUUUGCCUAAACAGGUGCAAAUGGCGGCCACUUACAUUGCCAGAAAGGCCGUGGAACUGGAUUUGGUUCCAGGUCGCAGUCCUAUCUCAGUGGCGGCCGCAGCCAUUUAUAUGGCAUCUCAAGCAUCUGCCGAGAAGAAGACACAGAAAGAGAUUGGAGACAUCGCUGGAGUGGCAGACGUGACCAUCCGCCAGUCCUACCGUCUCAUCUACCCUCGCGCCGCUGAUCUCUUUCCUCCCGACUUCAAGUUCGACACACCAGUGGAUAAACUGCCUCAGCUGUGAACACCACGUGCCCCUCGCUCACCCGCUCUUUGUACUUUCAGAAUUUUUGCCCUUCUCUCUUUGAAAUUCGCAACGUUUGCUCUUCCCUGCGAAGGCUGGAGUUUUUUAAAAAGACGACGGCAGGGAUUCAACAAAGUACAGAAGACACAUUCCAAGAUAAACGCAGUUUGCAGGCUGUACUUUCAUUUGUGUGUAUAUAUAUUGUACAUAUGUCCAAGUGAGAAUUCGAUUGGUGGUUGCGACUAGGCAUAUUUCUUACUGUAACAUUUUCUUUUGUAGGAAAUGAUUUUGUUAGCUUGUUUGGAUUCUAUUUAGUAACUUAAAUAAUAAAUGCUUUUCAGAAAAGCAUGGUGAACGUCUGGGAAACACCCCUAAGAAGGUUUACAGGUUUACCUUGAGAUUUGAAAGCGUGUAGCUCACAAAUGGUUUUAUUUCCCCCUCUCUUUUUUCGUUUCUUGAGGGGAAUAUGGUUUCUGUUAGUGUUUCUGUUCCUGUAUUUGCAGCUCAGUUGUUCUAAAAGAUUUCACGAAACACCACAGAAUCCUUUUUGAAGUGGCAAUAAACCAUUUACAAAGAGA
Danio rerio (zebrafish) is the source of this 1568-nucleotide messenger RNA. RefSeq names its product general transcription factor IIB (gene gtf2b). The record is from RefSeq and is marked provisional. Gene Ontology annotation, molecular function: protein-lysine-acetyltransferase activity; TBP-class protein binding; promoter-specific chromatin binding. Gene Ontology annotation, cellular component: nucleus; chromosome. NCBI's taxonomy places the organism in Eukaryota, Metazoa, Chordata, Actinopteri, Cypriniformes, Danionidae. Gene Ontology annotation, biological process: transcription preinitiation complex assembly; DNA-templated transcription initiation; gene expression.